AUGGAAAUGACCGCUGCCCUCCGCUGUGAUGAGAUGAGGCGGGAGGCGGGCCGGGGGGUGGGGCCGGCACUGGGGGACCGGCCCGAGGCGGGUCGAGGUGUGAGGACCUAUGUAGAGGAAGUUGACAGAGCUGCACCUCGGUUAUUUUGCUUCCAUCUCGUCCUCCGCCUCGUUCUCCACAUCCACCGCCACUCCCCUACCCCCCACCCCGUGAGGCCUAGCCCCUCACCCCGACUCUACCGGGCCUUGAGCCCCCUGCGCCUCGGGGGGAACCGGGGAGGGAGCCGGCGCGGGGAGCGGGUGCCAGGGCUGGUGCUGGACUGGGAGCCGUGCUGGGGGACGGAGACCAUGGUCGAAGCCGGGAGUCUAGAUGGGGGCCGGGGCGGAACCCGGGAUGGGGCCCGGGGUGGGCGCCCGGCUGGGGGCCGAGAUUUGCAUGUCUCAGACCUGACCAAGGUCACCGGUGAGCCCAAGGUAAGCAAUGGUUCAGGACUCCCGAAUGAGCGCAUCACAAAGCUGCUGGUGUUCAGCUUCCUCAAAAACUGCUCCAACUGCAACUUCCUCAGCGAGCUGGAGACGUUGGGCCGUGGGCUGCACGUGCCGGCCGCCCUGUGCGAGGAGUAUGAUGACGAGCUGCAGACCGACGGCAACCGCAGCAGCCGUCACGCCAUGGAAAGAAAUGAGAGAGAUUCUCAAAGCCACGAGGAAGUCAUUCAGCACAUCGCCUUUCGUCUCGCCCAGAUAGGGGAUGAGAUGGAAAGAGGGGUCCAUCAGAGUCUGGUGCAAAGCCUGGCAAGGCGGUUUAUGGACAUGAACCUGUCAGAGGAAGGUAGAAUGGAGCACCUGCGGAUGGCCGUGGAUCACUUGAUGCAGAACUGUCCCAAGGACAUGGAACUGGAAAAAGCCAAGCUGAUGUUGACCAUGCUGUUGGCCAAGAAGGUGGCUGAUCACAUGCCUUCCUUGCUCCACGAUGUCUUCCGCACCACUGUGAACUUUAUUAACCAGAACCUCCUUGGCUACGUGAGGAACUUAGCCAGAAACUCCCAAGACAUGCUACUAUGUAGGGGAGGUGAAGGCUUGCGUUAUGACUAUUGGAAACGGGCAACAGUGCAGAGCACCGCUUACACAGAUGAGGACUGCCGCACCACAUGGGACGUGGCUGGCCAGGCCUCUGAAUGGGCACUGAUGCUGGUUUUCUACAAACAGAGGUGGCUGCAGUGCAGUGAGCACUUUGUGCCCAUGGGCCAGGACUGA
Messenger RNA from Elephantulus edwardii (Cape elephant shrew), 1254 nucleotides. RefSeq lists its product as uncharacterized. The transcript is spliced from 10 exons. NCBI's taxonomy places the organism in Eukaryota, Metazoa, Chordata, Mammalia, Macroscelidea, Macroscelididae. Gene Ontology annotation, cellular component: mitochondrion; cytosol; cytoplasm. The record is from RefSeq and is a predicted model, not a curated record. Bases 1 to 1254 code for a protein of 417 amino acids. Gene Ontology annotation, biological process: positive regulation of intrinsic apoptotic signaling pathway; apoptotic mitochondrial changes; positive regulation of extrinsic apoptotic signaling pathway.